Sodiomyces alkalinus F11 is the source of this 1364-nucleotide messenger RNA. Its product is annotated as Di-copper centre-containing protein. Lineage: Eukaryota; Fungi; Ascomycota; Sordariomycetes; Glomerellales; Plectosphaerellaceae. Bases 1 to 1062 code for a protein of 353 amino acids. The record is from RefSeq and is a predicted model, not a curated record. The transcript is spliced from 6 exons. Gene Ontology annotation, molecular function: oxidoreductase activity.
AUGGAGCUCUUGUUACUUCUCCUCCUUGGCUUCGCUAGCCUAUCAGUUGGCGAAUAUGCCCAGGAAGACAUCGACUCAGGCAAGGUCCUUCGUGAUCUAAGCCGUGAGGCCUACCAUAAUGCAUGGGCUCGCUUGGAAGGCAAGACCGAAGGUUGCACUCAGGAGAAUGUGAGGGUCCGCAAAGAAUGGCGAGAUAUCCCGGCCAAGAAGCGAAUUGACUUUGUCAGGGCUGUCAACUGUCUGAUGAGCAGCGAGAGCCUGAACCCCGACCUCGAAGGCGCGAGGUCUCGUUUCGACGACUUUGGUGUCCUGCACCAUCAAGUCAGCAACUACGUGCACUUCUCGGCCUCUUUCCUUCUGUUCCAUCGAUACUUCACCUGGGCGUAUGAGGAAGCCCUCAGGAACGAGUGCGCCUAUGAAGGUCCAUUUCCCUACUGGAACUGGGGCUAUGACGCCCAUGACGUGGAGUCGUCCCCUCUUUUCGACGGCUCGGCGACCUCUCUUGGAAGCAACGGCGGGUGCCUCAUUAAGGGACCCUUCUCGAACCGGACCGUCAACCUGGGUCCCGGUUCUGGCCCGGAUCCUUAUCGGUACAACCCACGGUGUAUUCGUCGGGACCUAAACACCGCCAUUGCAUCGGCCUGGACAACCCACCGCAACACAACAGAUCUCAUCCUUGACAGCCCGAACGUCGAGUUGUUCCAGGCUAUCAUGCAGGGAGAUACGAGGUACCCGGAAUCAAGGGGCUUGGGUCUGGCCGUCCAUGGAGGCGGACACUUUGCCAUUGGCGGAGAUCCCGGUGGUGAUUUCAACUGGUCACCCUUGGAGCCGGCAUUCUAUCUUCACCAUGGACAAGUUGACCGACUCUACUUCAUCUGGCAAAACCUCGAUUGGGAGAACAGACAGAACAUCUCCGGAACGGCAACUAUGUACAACAGACCCCCUAGCGAUGAACAGUCCCUCGACGAUGUCAUGGAUAUUACGCCGCUGGAAGAAGCUCGGACGUUCAGGAAGCUGAUGGACACUAUUGGCGAGACGCCCUUCUGUUUCUUGUAUGACUGAUGCCUGAAAAAGCUUGAGGGCGAUUCUGCGAGGGAAAAGUCUGCGGGGACAAGUAAUGGGAGACACGGGACGUCCACAGGGCACUUGUGGAGGGAAAGGAAAGGAAAAAAGGACCAAGUAAAUGCCUUCUAUCCAGGCACGGUGUUUGUAAAUCGCGGAUGAUAUCCGCCGCCAUGUGGCGAGCGGCUCAGGGGUCCGAAGCCCCCUGAGAUGACGGAACUGUAUGUGUGUGGAAAAGAAAGGGAAAACUAUAUUGUUAACCUUAUUGAUAGCAGCUCAAAGCUUAUUAAAUCAUAUAGGCG